GUUUGUUUUUAUUUAUGAAAGCUUUGAAUAACUAAAAAUGUCUUCGGAAUCGUCAUCUGAAUCUGAAUUAAGCGCUUGUAGUUCAAAAUUUGACCCAUCUAAGGCUUUAUACGCUCCUAAGCCUAAGCUACCCGUUGAAAAUGCACCAAUGUAUGAAAAUUUACAACAAUUCGAAGCCGCUCUAAAGUAUGAAAGUCUAAAUACAUCAUCUAUCAUUUCCGUAGGACAUCAUGAAUUAUUUCAGAAGCGUGAAGAAGAGAAGGAAAGAAAGAAGAAAGAGCAAGAAAGAUUAUUAGAAGAAAAGAACAAAAAGCGGUUCGCUCAAUAUGAAGGUCUCGUACCAACAACGAGAAACAGAAGAAAAAUCAAGAAUGUCAUGACGCGUAUAGAAACGAUGAUGGGACCUCUCGGAGCCUUGAAAGAAUGCGUGGACCAGCGAUUGAGGAUCAAGGUAAUCACUCGUAAUGCGAAUGGUAUACGCGGUGUGCUACACGCGACCCUCGUAGCAUUUGACAAGCAGUGGAACUUGGCGAUGAAGGAUGUGCUGGAGGUGUGGAAGAGGAAGGCUCCCUCCAAGAGGAAAAUACCAGCGUCUUUGGGCACACCGGUACCGAAAGGCUCAGCUGCUGCGAUAUCACCAGUUCCAGUGAUCACUGAGACACCUCUCGGUGGUGGCGUGUGGGAGUGUACGAGACAUCUGCCCCAGAUAAUGGUCAGGGGUGAACACGUUGUUCUUGUUAAUAUCAUUGAACGAUAACUUGAAAUAAAUUGAGUUCAUUGAGAGCCUAGAAAUGGUUCACUGCUGGGUCGAGAGGCUGAUCUAGGACGGGUUCUUGGUUGCAGAAAUAUAUAUUUAUUGAAAUCGGUGACUAAAGUCGUGACUGAAAAUGUAUAUGGAAAAUCCACUAAUUGUAAUUAUGAGACAGUAUUUUAUGUAGUACAUUAUAUGUUCUAAUAAUUAUUACUACUAGUCGUGAAUGUUUAAGUCUUUGCGUCUAUUGUCGGUAGCUUAUGCUCCGAGUCCUUUUUUAUCUGUGCCAUUUUAGGUCUGCUGUUUAAAAUAUAUGUACUUGUAUGGCGAUUUUGAUUGAUUAUUAUCGUUAAUAAAGAUUAUACUUAACUAUUGAUUAAAGGUAAUAUUAUUAAAUUCGUUUUUAAUAGAUUUUUACCAAGAUUAAUAUUCAUAACAAUGAAUUACGAAGUAAAUCAUUAUUUUUAUAUAUGUGUAUUGGAAACUAGUUGCGUACAAAAAAAUAUAUGUACAUUCAAAAACAAACGUAAACGAAGUCACUACUAACAUAUUUUUUGAAAUCUUCAAGGCACAAGUAUACAAACAGUUAUACUCUAUUUUAUCUGUAUUUUUUGCAUGUAAUAAAUUAGCGCCUGUAAACAUGUUAUGAUUGAAAUAAACAUGAGAAAUAAUUAAUUUAUUUUUAAUUUGAUGUGAAUGUAUAAUAUUAAAAAUAUUAAUUAUUUCCGUAUUACGAGUAAGUACAAGUUUUAUUGUGAAUUUAUACCAUAUUUUGAAGUUGAAUAUUUAUGAG
This is a messenger RNA of Vanessa atalanta (red admiral), 1544 nucleotides long. It is a transcript of the gene Lsm11, whose product is annotated as U7 snRNA-associated Sm-like protein LSm11. Gene Ontology annotation, molecular function: U7 snRNA binding. The record is from RefSeq and is a predicted model, not a curated record. Lineage: Eukaryota; Metazoa; Arthropoda; Insecta; Lepidoptera; Nymphalidae. Gene Ontology annotation, cellular component: U7 snRNP. The transcript is spliced from 4 exons. Bases 38 to 757 code for a protein of 239 amino acids. Gene Ontology annotation, biological process: mRNA 3'-end processing by stem-loop binding and cleavage.